This is a messenger RNA of Menidia menidia (Atlantic silverside), 1378 nucleotides long. The record is from the annotation of a GenBank genome assembly. Lineage: Eukaryota; Metazoa; Chordata; Actinopteri; Atheriniformes; Atherinopsidae.
CUCUAGCGAAUGUUGUUAAGCACUGACUUAGCUCAUGUUAGAGUUCAAGCAAGCUAACAGAGAAGGACGAGGAAGGAAUGCGGCGGACAAACAGCAAGAGGACAAUCGGGUAUCCGGUUUGAUGUGUGUAAUGAAAUAAACUCAGAAGGACACGGAUACUGGAAGCGCGGCGGGCCUUCAGAAUCUAUGUCUGCUGUCACUAGAAAACUGCCAGGAUUAGGCCAGAUUUUGGUGUAAGAACCCUCAUCGACAGCUGCAGUGGCGGGGCAGGAGCGCGUUUCUCAGGAAGAUGGCAUCACCCUUCGUGCCUGUCCCAGUCCCCAUGGACAGAACCUUGUCAGGUGGCAGCAACAAGCUGCGGCGGCCAAAGCGAGCCGCGUCUCUGGGAAGUGUCUCCAGUAGCUCGGAGUCCUCGUCCCCCGUCGCCAGGGCCGCUGGGGAGGAGCAGGACGGAGGACUGGGCGCUCAGCGUCAGUCCCGCUGCACGGGCAGAGCCCCCCGCAGCCAGACCCCGCCAGCCCUCCACAGCCCGGGGACCCAGGCCAGGGUCAACGGGACGCUAGAGCCCUCAAUGGAGUACUCGAGUUGCCCUCGCUCGGCAUCGGAUCCAGCAGGGAGCCAGCAGGAAGAGGAGAGGCCCAUCACCCCCACCGUGUUGGGGUACGAGGUCAUGGAGGAGAGGGCAAAGUUCACGGUCUAUAAGGUCUUGGUCAAGAAGACUCCGGAUGAGAGCUGGGUGAUUUUUAGGAGGUACACCGACUUCUCCAGACUCAAUGACAAGCUAAAGGAAAUGUUUCCCGGCUUCCGCCUCUCACUGCCUCCCAAAAGGUGGUUCAAAGACAACUAUGACAGUGACUUCCUGGAGGACAGACAGUUGGGACUUCAGGCCUUUUUGCAGAAUUUGGUGGCACACAAGGACAUAGCAAACUGCCUGGCUGUAAGAGAGUUUCUGUGCCUUGAUGACCCCCCUGGGCCUUUUGAUAGUCUUGAAGAAAGCAGGGCAUUCUGCGAGACACUGGAGGAGAGCAACUAUCGCCUACAGAAGGAGCUUGUGGAGAAGCAGAGGGAGAUCGCUUCCUUGAGGAGGAGGCUGGAGGAGCGGGAACAGGCCAUCCUGCUGCUGGAGAGGCACAUCAAUGGGGAGUGCGCGAGCCCGGUGUCUCCGUGCGGCCUGUCGGCUCAGGGCAGCGAGAGCAGCGCCGACGCCGACGUGGAAUCGUCCGCCGCAGAGGCCGACCAGGAAAUGCCCGACGACGCCGGAGGCAGAUGUGAGGUCCAGCCGGUGCGUUCCUCCGCCUGCUGGUGCCGGCCGUCCCUCAGCGCCUCGCCGCCGCUCAUCCAGGUCACUCAGCUGUAUCACAAGAAACCGGAACACUAA